Messenger RNA from Trichoderma breve, 1554 nucleotides. RefSeq names its product cytochrome p450 domain-containing protein. Lineage: Eukaryota; Fungi; Ascomycota; Sordariomycetes; Hypocreales; Hypocreaceae. The record is from RefSeq and is a predicted model, not a curated record. The transcript is spliced from 4 exons. Bases 1 to 1554 code for a protein of 517 amino acids. Gene Ontology annotation, molecular function: oxidoreductase activity, acting on paired donors, with incorporation or reduction of molecular oxygen; monooxygenase activity; heme binding.
AUGCUCCAAGAUAUUGUCAUAUUGUUGAAAGAGAAAUUCCUCUACGCAAUACCCUUCAUCAUCCUAGGAUGGUGUUUGCAUAUCCGCUAUCGGCACGGAUUUAACAAGUACAGAGGGCCGUUACUCGCAUCUUUUACAGACUACUGGCGAUAUCGGUACACCAGAGACCAUAGAGAUGAGAUACCGUCUGUUGCUCUUCAUGCCAAGUAUGGCGAUAUUGUUCGAGCUGGGCCGCAGAAACUGUCAUUCGCAAAUCCAGAGGCAUUAAAAGACAUAUACAGUAUAAACAGAGGAUAUGUCAAGUCUGAGUUCUAUUGGGUAGCUGCAAGUGUGUCCAAAGGAACGCCGCUUCCUUCUCUAUUCUCAAAUCUUAAUGAAUCAUUUCACGCUCAGCUUCGGCGAUGUGUGAAUAAUGCGUUUGCCCUCAGUACAUUGGUUCAAUAUGAACCUUUGGUCGACACUACAGUUCAUCUCUUUCUAAGGCAGUUGAAUAAACGAUUUGCCGGUAAACAGGGCAUCGAAGGCGUCAUUGACUUUCCGACUUGGCUACAAUAUUAUGCCUUUGAUGUCAUCGGAGAAUUGACUUAUAGCUCAAGACAUGGGUUCUUGGAAUCUGGUCAAGACGUUGAUGACAUUAUUGCAUAUCUAGAUAAGUAUAUGAGCUAUCUUGUUCAAGUGGGCCAAAUGCCUAUUCUAGACAAGAUAUUCUGGAAAAAUCCCUUCUUUAUGUGGCUCAGCCGCCACGGCUUAUAUGACGACACUUUUCCAGCUGUUCCCUUCGCGGUAAAAGCAAUGAGACAACGGACAGACUCAGAUUGCAAGCCGAGCGACACAAAUGGCGUGCCAGACUUGCUAUCCAAGUUUUUAAAUGCAAAGGAACUUCACCCUAAUAUUGUGGGUGAUAAAGAAGUCUUGGCUAUGGCGCUCUCCAUGAUCUUUGCUGGCUCAGAAACCACCGCAAUCUCGCUGAGUGCGGUCUUCUACUACUUACUCAAAAACCCCCGAUGCCUGUCCAAGUUAUUAGAAGAGAUCGACAAGGAGUUGCCCUCUGAUGAUUCUGACGAACCCUUCUCUUCAGUGAAAUUUGCAGACGCGAAUAAGCUUAUAUAUCUUGAUGCGUGUGUUAAGGAAGCGUUUCGGAUGCAUCCGGCACCUGCAUUUGAUAUGGAACGCGUGGUGCCUCCCAAUGGCAGUACGAUAUGUGGAGAGUUCAUUCCUGGAGGGACAAUCGUAUCGUGUAAUGCCUGGGUCAUUCACAAGAACAAAGGUAUCUUUGGCGAAGAUGUUGACGUUUACAGACCUGAGAGGUGGCUGGAAGACGACCAACGAGUGAAAGCCAUGAAUUCAACUCUGUUCCACUUCGGGCAGGGCGCACGUACGUGCAUUGGCAAGAAUAUCAGCACUUUGGAAAUUUACAAGGUGGUACCAUCUAUCUUGAAGACAUUUGAGAUCACGCUAAAUGAUCCAAAGCAAGAUUGGAAAAUAAAAAAUGCUACGUUUGUAAAGCCCUCACAUUUUGAUGUCCGGAUCAGUUUACGGCAAAAGAAACACUAG